CUGAAUCCGGAUUAGGACUAGCCAGAGUGCCAGACCAUGUCGAUGGCAUCGGAUAGCAUCCUGCGGCAUCUGAAGGAGCGGCGCCAAAAACAUCGGGCUGUCCUGGCAAUGAGAUGGCGAUGUGCCCGUGGAGGAAUAGAGUUCGAGGAGCUGGAUACAUUUUACAGAGCCCUCAGGCCAUAUCUACAUUUGGCGCAAUUUUUCGGCAUCAUGCCCUUGGCCAAUAUUCGGAGUCGGGAUCCCCAGGAUGUCAAGUUUAAAGUCAAAAGCAUUUCCACGUUCUUUACAGGAAUUUUUCUGCUGCUGGGUGGAAUUAAAACUUUAAUAAUUUGUAAUAUUGUCUUGAACUCCGGGCUAAAUGCAAAAAAUAUGAUUUGUAUAGUUUUUCUAUUUGUUGGCAUUACCAACUGGCUGAAUAUUACUGGCUUUGCCCGGUCUUGGCCACAAAUUAUGAUGCCCUGGAGCUCCUUGGACAUUCUAAUGCUAUUUUCUCCCUACAAGCCUUGCAAGCGAAGUUUGCGAUUUCAAAUCAAUGGGAUUGUUAUUUUUGUGGGGUCUCUAGCAGUGGUUGAUCAUGUUCUUUAUUAUGCCUCUGGAUAUUGUAGUUAUAGGUGGCAUAUCUGGAAUUGCCACUCUAAUGAGACGCGUCUUGCUUUUGGUUACUAUUUGGAGAAGGAGUUCUCAGAUAUCUUUGUCCUAAUGCCCUACAACCUUUUCUCAUUGUGUUAUGGCUUUUGGUUAAAUGGAGCCUUCACAUUUAUUUGGAACUUUAUUGACAUUUUCAUAGUCCUUGUUAGUAUUGGCCUGGCUCAAAGGUUUCAACAGUUGGCGAAGCGGGUCCUGGCCUUGAAGGGGCGCCUCGUUCCUGAUGCCCUGUGGUACGAAAUCCGAAGGGAUCAUAUACGUCUUUGUGAACUUACUGCUCUGGUAGACGCCAGUAUAUCCAACAUAGUGUUUGUCUCUUGUGCGAAUAAUGUUUAUGUGAUUUGCAAUCAGGCCCUAGCCAUUUUUACAAAAUUGCGACAUCCUGUUAAUUACGUAUACUUCUGGUACUCACUGCUGUUUUUAAUAACACGAACAAGUCUCGUCUUUCUGACUGGCUCCAGGAUACACGACGCUUCAAUGUUGCCUCUAAAGUCCUUGUAUUUGGUGCCCACUGGCUACUGGACUCAGGAAGUGCAGCGUUUUGCCAAUCAGUUGACUAGUGAGUUUGUAGGACUCUCCGGCUACCGAUUGUUCUAUUUAACCAGGAGGAGUCUGUUUGGGGCAAGUACAAAAGAGUAUUUCUUUAUUAUAGUUUAA
Molecule: messenger RNA, 1302 nt
Organism: Drosophila ananassae
Lineage: Eukaryota; Metazoa; Arthropoda; Insecta; Diptera; Drosophilidae
Gene: Gr61a
Product: gustatory receptor for sugar taste 61a
Exons: 7
Coding region: 37-1302 (421 amino acids)
Biological process (GO): detection of chemical stimulus involved in sensory perception of taste; sensory perception of sweet taste
Cellular component (GO): membrane
Molecular function (GO): sweet taste receptor activity
Source: RefSeq, a predicted model, not a curated record